Myzus persicae (green peach aphid) is the source of this 1996-nucleotide messenger RNA. Its product is annotated as glycine receptor subunit alphaZ1-like. Gene Ontology annotation, molecular function: neurotransmitter receptor activity; transmembrane signaling receptor activity; extracellular ligand-gated monoatomic ion channel activity. Gene Ontology annotation, cellular component: synapse; membrane; neuron projection. Bases 366 to 1703 code for a protein of 445 amino acids. NCBI's taxonomy places the organism in Eukaryota, Metazoa, Arthropoda, Insecta, Hemiptera, Aphididae. Gene Ontology annotation, biological process: regulation of membrane potential; nervous system process; signal transduction. The transcript is spliced from 10 exons. The record is from RefSeq and is a predicted model, not a curated record.
CACGCGAUCAACAAACGGUUUUUGCACGAGACUUAGGAAACCUUUCAAAGUCCAUAUACAUACACCUUAAUAUACCUCCCUUAGUGCCGUGUACUGCAAAAACAGUGGCGUUCGUGGUGUUUACUAGCUGCUUACGAAAUCGCCCCAUGAAUACAUUUGGACGGUGUAUGUGUUUUGCUCUCGAUUUUGGCGAAUCGUCGUCGUUAUAUUUUUAUAUAUAUAAAUAUAACUGUACAAACGAGAUAACCGUGCGAUAUAUAAAUACGAAUAUCAUAUGAAUACCAACCGACAACGCGUACAAAAGAGUAAAGUAACAACGAAUAGUUUUUUGAGAUUGUAUUGUUUGCCGUGGUCCACUGCACAAUAUGAGACCGAGUGCUUCCUUAUCAUUAGUCGCAAUGUUUCAUUUGGUGCGUUCAAAGGAUUUUUAUGAAAUGGAAACUGAAUACAACAAAAAUAGUCUUCCAGGCAAAGACGUAGACGUAUCUCUAUCAUUGCACAUUAAUCGAAUAUCUGGCGUAGACGAGAGCAAAGAGGAAAUAGCUCUGGAUGUAUUUUUGCACGUGUACUGGGAAGACCCCAGGAUCUGGAUUUUGGGAAACGCGAGCCAGGUUGAGCUGACCUGGGACAAGGACCCGAAAUUCUGGAUUCCUGACCUGUACAUCAGACAAUUGAGGGAGAUGAAGGUGCUUACACUGUUCCAGGACUUGGCAUCGAUACGGCUGUACGACAACAGCACACUCCGGAUUAGCAUUGGAGCAACCAUAAUAAUCAAAUGUGACAUGGACUUUGUACUCUAUCCGUUGGACGUACAGACUUGCGCUGUAGACUUCGGCAGCUACAAAUACACGCUGAAGGACAUGAAAUUCCAUUGGAGAGACGAUCCGCUGAUUUUCCCCAGCGACUUUGGAGAUGGAUUUCGAUUGCCUCGUUACGUUGUAUCGUUUGUCACUGAUAAUCGUUUGAAUGUGAUUUAUUACGGCGAUGGUAAUCAUUCCACGGCCCGGCUGGUGAUCACCCUCAGCCGUGAACUCAGAAGUCACCUGCUAGAGAGCUACUUGCCAAGCACGCUAUUCGUCAUCAUGUCUUGGGGCAGCUUCGUAGUAAUGCCCGAAGUUGUGCCUGGCAGAAUGGUUCUACUGGUCACAACACUGCUAUCACUGGUCACCAUGUUCGAUACCAUAAGCAUACAUGGUGCUUUUGCCUACAAAUGGAACAAUGUAAAAAAGAACAACUCGCCGAGCGCGCUGGAACUGAAAUGCAUCGAAGUCUGGCUAAUAUCAUGCACUCUGUUCGUGUUCCUGGCGCUAGUCGAGUACUUUAUCGUGCUAUUCGGCAUGCGAUACGACAAACAUUGGAGGCAUAAGAAACGCGAUCUAGACGGCAGUGGAGGCAUUCCGAGCAAACCACCAUUGUUCGGUUCCAACAAAGUUCACGCAACAUCUGGAAGUGAUGUGGCUGGAGACGACGAUUCGCAGCAAAAAGUGACGACGAACAGUGGACCAGCGAUGGUUGCAUCCACCGGGAAGCUGCGAUUCCAGUUGCUCACCAGACAUAUCAUACUAUAUUGCGGUUCGCCGAGGGGAACGCUGGACCAAGUUUCGUUGGCACUGUUCCCGUUGUGCUUUAUCAUUUUCUCCGUCAUGUACUGGAUAUCGUACAUUACUGAGUCUAGGCGUAAAGCUUUGGCGUCCGUCGUCUGAACGAACGAACAAAAAUGUCAUGUGCGUACUAAUGAUGAUGAUAAUAAUCAGUAAUCAGUAAUCGAUAACCUAUAAUUGGCUGAAAUAAGUACCAAAGUACCUAACUAUAUUGUAUAAAUAAUAUAAUGUAUUAUGUAAUAUAUUACAUGUAUACAAGUAUACAAUAGUGGAACACAAUAACAUUGAAUUCUACCUAUUUCAAUUUCCGUAACCAUGGAUAUGUUCUACAGAUUACAUCAAUAAUAAUAAAAUUGUGUUAAUAUAUAUAUAAUAUAUAAAAUGAUUAAUGCAUA